AUGGAGAGAACGAAGGGAAAGAAGAGGACAGGAUGCUUCCUGUACGAGAGGGGAGACUACAGCUCCACCGAGAGGCUCUUCAGGCGAGCCCUUGUAAUCGACCCGUCAAACACGCUCGUGCUGGGGGAGUAUGGAUCGCUGCUUGCCGCCAACAACCCGCAAAGAUCGAUCGGCAUGUUCGCGAAGGCCCUGGCGAUCGACCCCACCAACAGGAGUGAGGGGGAAAAGGACCAGGCGGAGGCUCUGCUGAGGAGGAGCUUGAAGUGUCACCCCGCAGACGCUGAGAGCCUCACCAACCUGGCCGCUUUCCUCGCAUGCCAGAGACAAGAGUACGACGAGGCCAGGUCGCUCUACGAGAAGGCGGAGAGGGUCCAGCCCGACCACGUUCCCACCUUGUGCGACUUCGCGUGUCUGCUGAAGGACGAGCUGCACGACAUGGAGGAGGCCAGCGAGCUCUUCGAGCGAGCCCUUCAGCUGGCCCCCAGCCACGUGCCGUCACUCCGAGGGUUCGCAGAGCUGAAGAUCGCGCAAGCUCGAGAUCGACGGGACGUGGAAGAUGCCAAGGAUCUGCUGAAGAGGGCGCUACGGUCGAGCCCUAAUGAUGCAGACACGCUCGCGUGCCUCGGGGGGGUGCUGAGGGAGAGCGACAACAGCCGCGAAGUAGCUGGGCUGAUGCUGGACAAGGCGAUCAAAAUCCAGCCCGACCACGUGGCUUCCCUGUGCCACAAGGCAAGCCUUCUCAGGGCAUUGAAGCUCGUUCCCAACCACCUGGAGGCCAUGCUAGGACGGGCGAACAUCCUCGCCAUCCCUCCUGCUGGGCUGCCCAAUGCUACCGUGCAGAACGAGUACCAAGAGGCGGCCAAGAUAUUUGACAAGGAUGGGAAAGUCAGCAUGCACGGGAUGAUGGACGAAGUAGUCAAGAGUCGCUUCCAAAAGUCCGCAAAGAUCUUCGAGCGGGCUCUCAGCUUGGCACCUGACUACGUGCCAGCUCUGUGCGGGUACGGGAAAGUGCUCUGCCAGCUUGAUGACAGGGAGGGAUCGGAGCGGGUACUGAGGAAGGCCCUGCGGAUUGAUCCUCACGAUUGGAGGACGCUUGCCAACUACGGGGUGAUGCUGGUUCGGAUGCUAGGCGACACACUGAACGGAGAGAAAAUGCUCAAGGACGCUGUCCGACAUGCGCCAGAGCAUGCGAAGGCGGAGCUGCAGGCGCUUAAGAGCCAAGUGCUCCAGCAGGGAGAGGAGAAGCUCUCCGACCUUCACAAGACGGCUGAGAGAAUCAGGUGGGAGAACCGUUGGAAGGACGCGGACAGCAUCAACGCUCCUUACGACGGCAGGAAGUUCAGCUGA
Guillardia theta CCMP2712 is the source of this 1347-nucleotide messenger RNA. RefSeq lists its product as hypothetical. Lineage: Eukaryota; Cryptophyceae; Pyrenomonadales; Geminigeraceae. The transcript has 24 exons. Bases 1 to 1347 code for a protein of 448 amino acids. The record is from RefSeq and is a predicted model, not a curated record. Gene Ontology annotation, molecular function: protein binding; mannosyltransferase activity. Gene Ontology annotation, biological process: protein O-linked glycosylation via mannose. Gene Ontology annotation, cellular component: endoplasmic reticulum membrane.